AGACCGUAUCGCUGAAUUGUUGAUCUUUUUGGCAUAAACUGAGAAUUUGGUGUUUUGGAGCACUCUUUUGUGGAGAACUUCGUAGUUUUAAAGACGUAAAUUCACUUUCUACGUUGUGGAGAAACAAUGGGUGUUGAAGUUGAAACAAUAAAACAAGGAGAUGGAGUGAAUCGACCAAAGAAAGGACAAACAUGUGUUAUACAUUAUGUAGGGAAACUAACGUCCAAUGGCAAGAUCAUUGAUCAGUCUAUUGUACGCCAGCCUCACAAAUUCACACUAGGAAGCGGUCAGGUUGUGAGAGGGAUGGAUGAAGGUAUUGCUCAGAUGAGUUUGGGAGAGAAGGCUAAAUUGAAGUGCUCACCUGACUAUGGCUAUGGUAAAAUGGGUUAUCCGGGAGUAUAUCCUUUUGUAUAAAAAUGACCGAUAUUAAUGAAGCAUUUUAUACCAAAUAUUAAUAUUACAUGUAUGAUAAAAGGUUAUAAAUAUUAAAGUGGAGUAGUAUGGUUGUUCAAGCAGGUUCAGAUUUAAUAUUUAGAUAUAAAAUAUAACAAUAUGAGAUCAUCUGUCAAGGUCAAAGGUCAAUCUAGGUCAUUAAAUUCAAAUUCCUGUAUUAAAGUCAAACAAAUUCAACAAAUCUUGUAUAGUAUAGAUCAAUCAAAUGAAGUUAAAAUGCAAUAUGAAAUUAAAGUCAGAGGUCUUUAGAGAUCAAUGAACUUCAACUUUGUUGUAUUAUCAACAUAAAAAAAUUGAACCAAAAUGCUAAGAUUUUGAAUUGUUUAAAUUGUAAAUUCUUAUGAAAAUAGACAUGGUUUUGAUCUUUUGAGGAGUAGAAUUUCAGUUCAGUGAUCAAGAUCAAUAAACCAAUACAGAUGAAAAUGCAAUAUUUUGUAUUGAUUAAAAAAUUAGUCAGUCUAUUCAAUGAAACUUUAACAAGAUGGUAAUUGGAUAUAAGAAAUCAUGAAAUAUCGAAUUGAAUAGCACUACAAAAUCCAGGUCAAAGGUCAAAAGUAAUUAAUUUGCAUGAAGUGUGUAAUGAGUAUCAAAUCAAUAAUAUGCCCUUGCAUAACAUUCAUUGAAACUUUAUUAAAGGACAAGUCCACCCCAACAAAAGUUGAUUUGAAUAAAAAGAGAAAAAUCCAACAAUCAUAACACUGAAAAUUUCAUCAAAAUCGGAUGUAAAAUAAGAAAGUUAUGACAUUUUAAAGUUUCGCUUAAUUUCACAAAACAGUUAUAUGCACAUCCUGGCUGGUAUGCAAAUGAGGAGACUAUGACGUCAUCCACUCACUAUUUCUUUUGUAUUUUAUUACAUGAAAUAUGAAAUAUUCUUAUUUUUUCCUCAUUGUCAAGUGAUACAACGAUUAAUUCCUCCCUGAACAUGUGGCAUUAGCAUUGUUUAAUACUAUAUGUUUCAGUCAAGUUGGUCCUAAUUGUCAAAUCUAUAAAAAAUGAAAUAUUGUAUAAUUCAAACAAUAAUAAACAAAAGAAAUAGUGAGUGAUGGACAUCAUCGACUGACUCACCUAGUUGUGCAUAUCACUGUUUUGUGAAAAAUAAGCGAAACUUUAAAAUUUAAAAUGUCAUAACUUUCUUAUUUUACAUCCGAUUUUGAUGAAAUUUUCAGCACUAUGCUAGUUUGAUUUUUCUCUUUUUAUUCAAGUCAGCAGUUUCCUGGGGUAGACUUGACCUUUAACAUUGAAUAGUUGAAUUAGUUUUCGUCAGGAUAAUAUACUUCCCUGUUUAGACAAAAUACAAAUAAGAAGUGAAAUUGAAGGCGAGGAUAACUGCAGGUCUACAAGAAGGGAUGAAACUUAAACUAGGCUUAGAAUUUAGUAUAAAAAAUAUUUAUCACAGCGGUAUCAAAUAACAUAAGGGUUGACCAGAAAAAUUGUUUACCAUUGACUGAUACUUGAACUGUGUAAUAAAUCUUAUUAUCUGUCUUAGUCUUACCCCCACACGCUCUUUAGGUUUGUUUCCAAUUCCAUUUCUGCUGAGGCUAGACUCUAUACACUUUGCCUUUUAUACUAUAGCCUAGUAAUAAUUUACGUACUUUAUUUUGAAGAUUUUCAUUCUUUUUUUUAAUUGUUGUGUCACACUCUUACUUACAAAAUUCUUAUACGUAACAAUUUGUAUUUUUGUUAUUUUGAUGGCUUUGAAUGUGACAUAAAUAAAGCGAUAAUGAAAUGAAAAAAAAAAUAUUCCUUGACAUCUGAGCACUAUACCAGGUAAUGCAGAGCUGACCUUUGAAGUUGAGCUGUUGAAAAUAGAGUGAUUCUCUGUGGAAUGGAAUACAAUAUUUAUGACUAUGAUACCAUCCUAUCUCAAUAUUUGCCAUCCAGCAGAAGUACAAGUCAGGGAAAGUUCUUCUUUUUUCAUCAAUACUAUGUACAGUGUAGCACCUGAAUAUUCAUAUAUGCAACUGCAAGGAUAAUGACUAACCGGUGAAAUGCAGCGAAGUGACCUAGUCUUGCGUCAUGUGGAAAAAGGCCAUGUUUGGAAAGGAGAUGGAAGCGCAAGAAUCACCCAAGGAAAUUCUUGGAUACAAUGUGGUCUAGCAAAAUAAGGUGGCUUCAGAGAGACAUCCGAACAGCAAAAUGCUGACUUGUUGAAAGUGUUGAUAUUUCCCACAUGGAUGUAGAAAGAAUGGCAUUCAUGAAUUUUGCAGUUAUAUUUCAAGAUUUUGAAUAGGUUUGGGGUCAUGUGGAUGAGGGUGGCCGGGUUUAUCCCACAUUUUAAUCCUUCCCAUCCGCCCGAUGCUGGUCAUCAGUGGGAGAUCUUCGUGAAGGUGGGGGCACAUCUGGCCCGUGCCCCCUCCCCUCCUGUUGAGAGCUCGAACUACCCGCCAAGAACUAAAAAUCCACUCUUAUUUUUAUUUGACUCGAUCACCAUCUCUCUUAAGAAUUUACCAAUGCACACCAUUUUCGACUCUUCUCCAAGCCUAUGUGUCGAGUCCUCUGCCUUCUAUCUACAUGUAUCAACUUCACAUCACUCACACCAGCAAGAUCCACGUUAGCUAUCUUUCACUAAAAUAGUCCACCAAAGGCUUACUUUAAAGGGCACUUUUACAAAGUGUGUUCACCCGACCCCCUGUAUUCACAUGUUCAGUCGAUCUGUGGGGCCUCUCUGAAAUGAUUUGUCUCAGUUUUCUAGGUCACAUGAAAAUUUGCAAUGCCCUCAUAUUAUGGUUUGAGGGGUUCUUGGAGUGGAGGAGGUAUUGAUAAGGGGGGGGGGGGGAUCAAAUUGGAUUUCCAAAAGGCUUGAUUAUUUAAUGGAACUGCCCUAAAAGUACAGUGAGCAUUUUGCAUUCUGGGUGAAUCUUAUGGGCUGCCUAUAAUUAGCUACACCCUUUCAAUGUUACAGUGUAUAUCAAAUUGUCAUAAAUGGAACCCCUUGCGAUACUUACUAAAUGAAGAACUCGUGGUUUAAGGUUAUAUUUUACUUUAAUACCAGUAUCGCCAAUCAGUGAUAUUCAUUUCAUGAAAAAGAGGGAUCGAAUAUAAUUGUAUCAACUUGAUAUUAGGGCAUACAUGUAGUUUGUCUUCUAAACGUGUAUUUACCUUCUUUCAACAGACUUACCUCAUUGUACCCAGAUGAGUUUCAAAUUAUUAAUAACACAAAGAUCUCAAAUUAUUUUUCACUCACCUGGCAUAGAUACAAAGAAAACCUUAGUGUUCCAUCGCACAAAGUUUAGCGAUUGAUCGUGGAACUAAUUUUCAUGAUUGAUUGAAUUUUAUCUUGAAAAUCAAUCUUUGAAAUGAUUUGACUAUCUGUUGCUACCCCUGGUAUAAAGAGACCUUGGUAUGAAAUGUCAGAUAGGAAUUAUGUAAAUGGAAUUAACAAAUAGGAAGGUAUAUUUAACUCAUUGAAUUGUGAAAACAGUCCAUUUAUGCUAGUAUGACAAGCACAAAUAAUGGAGGUUCAUUUACUGGUACCUACUCAAAAAAAGAGAGGUAGAUAUGUAUAUACACUUUUGAAAUAUGAGGUUUUAAUGUGUACAUUGAAACAAUUUUUAUUCUUUGUAUAGAUUAUGUCAUGUAAUGUACUUGAUAUCACAACUCAUGUUCAUGUUUUAAUGUUUCUGUAGUUCUUGUAAAAAUAUCCAAUAGUAUUUAUAGUAGAAAUGUUGAUCAUGUAUUUUAAAUGACCUUGAGAGAUAGUUCAUGAAGUAAUCUUCUAUCAUGUAAUAAAAUUCCAUCACU
This is a messenger RNA of Lytechinus pictus (painted urchin), 4194 nucleotides long. Its product is annotated as peptidyl-prolyl cis-trans isomerase FKBP1A-like. Lineage: Eukaryota; Metazoa; Echinodermata; Echinoidea; Temnopleuroida; Toxopneustidae. The record is from RefSeq and is a predicted model, not a curated record. Gene Ontology annotation, molecular function: peptidyl-prolyl cis-trans isomerase activity. The coding region runs from base 127 to 414 and encodes 95 amino acids. Gene Ontology annotation, cellular component: cytoplasm; sarcoplasmic reticulum membrane. The transcript is spliced from 4 exons. Gene Ontology annotation, biological process: protein peptidyl-prolyl isomerization.